Molecule: messenger RNA, 2167 nt
Organism: Magallana angulata
Lineage: Eukaryota; Metazoa; Mollusca; Bivalvia; Ostreida; Ostreidae
Product: leucine-rich repeat-containing protein 74A-like
Exons: 13
Coding region: 206-1723 (505 amino acids)
Molecular function (GO): protein binding; calcium ion binding
Source: RefSeq, a predicted model, not a curated record
GAGCGUUCAGUUUGUUCCGGCGCCCGAUUCCUGGCCAGGGAAAUGUCUAAAACUUUCUUUGUGGAAUAUUAUGAUAAUAUUUACCCGGAAAUCAGGCAAAUUGACAUGUAACUAAUGAGGGAGGAGAGAGUGCUAGUGUAAUAUUUGUUCGCCCACCAUUCACUUUGUCAGGAGUAUUAUGGAAACAAAUAUUCCGUAAAUCAAAAUGGCCAGCGUAAAAGCGGAAUAUAUCGGAACAACUACUGCCCGUUUUACCCCAGAUAAAAAGGCGAUCUCAAAGGUGUUCACCAGAGAUUCAGCUCGUGCUACACCGGUAAAAGGUAAAACUGACAUUGAGGAUGACCAGGAAACGGUUUUAGAUAUAACAGCUCCCCACGUUCCUUACGAUGACACGGGGAGAAGAACGUAUGAGAAAAUCUGCCAGAAACUGGACGUGGUUCCCUCCUCCAAGAUCCUGCGGAAGUUGGCGGAGUCCCCCAGCAUCGACAUCAGACACUACGGCCUGGGCCCCAAAGGAACCAUGGCAGUGUCCGUGGCCCUCGUAAUUAACUCAACAGUAACCACACUUAAUAUCAGCGGCAAUAAUAUCGACAAAACAGGGAUCUUGUAUAUACAGAGGAUGAUGGAGGAAAACAUCACGAUCACAGAUCUAGAUGUUUCCGACAAUCAUUUAAAAACUUUCGGGGCCAAGGCAAUUGGAAUGAUGCUUCAAGACAACAAAGGAAUCAGAAGACUCAGCAUUGCCGGAAACGAAUUUACCGAUCUCGACGCAACAUUCCUAACAAAAGAAAUAGAAAUCCAUCCUACAUUGGACUACCUAGACAUCAGUCGGAAUGGCUUCGGAGAUAUAGCUGCACCGUUCUUUGAAAAAAUGAUAUCUGAAAACAACAAUAUGACGGAGCUUAACAUUAGCUGGAACCAAUUCAGAGUACCGGGGGCGAAAUGUUUGGCGAGAGGAUUAAAGGACAACAUGAAACUGAAGCUAGUGAACGCCUCUUGGAAUGGAAUCGACGACGAGGGGGCGCUGGCGUUCUCCGACUGUCUGAGUAACAACGCCGUCCUAACGGAACUAGAUAUCUCCUGCUCGCGCAUUGGGGACAAAGGUUACGCACAAGUCAUGAGGGCCUUCAAAAAGAACGAGGACCUUGAGGUCCUACGGAUUGGCAAGAACAACAUCAAAGAGGAAACUGUGAAGUUGUCAAUAGAUCUACUUAAAGAAAUUACCACAUUAAAACUAGUACUUUUAGAUUUAUCAGACGUAAUGUUAGGUGCUUCCGUCGUCAAGGAACUGGAGAGCCUGGAGGAGGUUCACCCUAACUUAGAAGUUGUUCACGGAUACACGGACUCCUACGGGAAAAGAAAGAUGGCCGGCUUCGCUGAUUUGGGCGAGGAAGCUCUCUGGAUUAUUAAGGAGUUCAUUGAAGAGAAGGAUCUCACCGUGGCCAAGCUGUUCGCGGAGUUUGAUGAGGACGGGAGUAAUAGUGUGGAUUACGAUGAAUUCAGACAGGGAAUCAAGGUACGAGUUAACGAAUUCAGACAGGGAAUCAAGCAAGCAAAGAUUCCGCUGUCAUCGAGUCAAGUGGACGCGCUGAUUAACUUCAUCGACAUGGACGGUGACGGAGAUAUAGAUUUCAGUGAAUUAGUUUUAAAAAUGAAAGAAAUCACUAAGAAACGGAAAGAAGAAGAUGAGCAACGGGCAGCCGAAGCACGGAAACGCAGGUAGAACCCCGAGGGAUUCCGUGAGGAACCGCGAGGGAUACCGUGAACCGGAUGUGAAUGGCGUGGGAGAUGACGGACGCUAGAUUUCUUGCCAAAUGUUUUAGUAGUCAUCACACACUUGCAUAGUUAGUGUUCCUUCACACUAGCUGUAUCAUCCAAUUACAGAUGACACAAAGUCAGAUGGGGAUAUCAUUUGUGAAAGUAUAUACAAUGCAGUCUCGUACACCUACAUUAUAACUGCUAUUGAAAGGCGAUUUUCAUUGAACGUGUUAAUACUGUUUUAAAUCAAUUUUUUAAAGAUGUAUUAAAAGAAACCUUAUAUUUGUCCCUGUACCGUCAAAUUCUUCUUGUUUUGAAUACAUUCUUAUAAAUUAAUUAAUUCCUGUAGAUGUAUGUUAUUUAUUAUUAUGCAUAUUCACCAUAAAAUUGAAUAUGAAUGCAGUCAGAA